Molecule: messenger RNA, 1509 nt
Organism: Entrophospora candida
Lineage: Eukaryota; Fungi; Glomeromycota; Glomeromycetes; Entrophosporales; Entrophosporaceae
Source: the annotation of a GenBank genome assembly
AUGAUUAAUAAAUUUGCACCCAUUGAAGAGAAAAACAAGUUUUCUGAAUAUCCUUUAUUGGAGGGAAAUGAUAUCAUGGAGUUCACACCGGCCAAUAUUGGACGGCCAAAAGUUUGGGCUCAGACUCGUCAAGAACUCUGCGAGUCAUUAGAUUACUUCCGAGCGUGGCAGAGUGGUGUAUAUUUUCAGAUGAAUACAGUAUAUGGAUUUUUGGUAGAUGGAUUUGGUUCGUCAAGAGAUGUUUGCAAUGGACGUGUGAUAAUUUCUCAUGGUGGUGGGAAGAGUUUUAAAGGCAAGAACGGAAAAUUUAGAUUAAUUGCAUCUCAAUUACUUGAUGACAGUUCAAUUAAAUCACUUAUAAACAAUUAUCUAUAUAAUAAGCCUGUUGUUUUAUUAAUUGGAAAUAAAAAGAAAGCAAGUUUUCAUCCAGAGUAUGAAGAUUCACAAAAUCAAGAAAUGGAAGUUGAUAAAGUUGAUGAUAACGAUAACUAUGAAUAUAACAAGGCUUCUUUACUUAAUGAUAAUAAAACAUCAAAAGUUAACAAUGAUGAUAAAGGCCCUCAACAAUUUAUGCGUUGGAAAUUUCGUUUCGAAUGGAUCAGAGAACAACAGUAUCAACCGUGGUGGGAAAGUCCGAGUGAAACAAUUUCAUUAAACACUUUAGGCUCAAGUACUUUAAAGCCCUUUAAAUGCCCUGAAUGCUCGAAAUCAUCCAGUAAAAUAUUUAAGCAGGGCUGUAUUUGCUUAAAUCAUGAAUGCAUACAUUUUUGGGAGCUUUUCAGAUUUGAUAAUGUGUGGGAAUCAAUUCCCAAGGAUUUGGAAUAUGUUGAUGAGUUUUUGAAACCUGGUCUUUUUGUAUCUAUGAAUUAUUUAAAUCUGCCCUUUUCAGUAAUGCCACCACCUUUAACACCAUCAACAAGUCCAUUAUUACCAUCUUCAAAUAAAAAUUCAUAUUUUAAAGAUUUUGGUUUUUUAUUUUGGAGAGGAUUUCAUUGUAGAAGAUGUGGUCGUUUAUCAUGUCGUAAAGACUGGCAUGCUUCAAUGUUAUCUAAUCCACAUCGACUUAUAUUCAUUGCACCUGCAAUGGAUUGUGAAGGAUCAAUAACGAAAAGCAGCGAUAUUACUAUAACUCGUCAAAUUUUAUCAAAAGAGCAGUUAUUGAUUAAAUAUAAUUUACCUGAAGGUGGUUAUAUAUUACAUUUAAUUAGUAAUAAACAUAUCACUAAAAAAUGCGAUGAUAUUUUUCGUCGUUAUCAAGCUGAAGAUAUGCCCUUUAGACGAAAUUGUCUUAAAAGAAAUAAGUUGGACACUGAAAUGCUAUCUCGUCAAUUUACCUUUUGUGUUGGUGAAGAAUAUAUACAUGCAAUUGAUGCCAAUAGAUUAUCAUUUGAAGAUGCGCCAUCUGUGGUUACUGACACCUUUGAUUUUGUUCUUACACAGUGCAAAAACAUUUUACCAACAGCAAAUUUCAAUCAAACACUUUCAAUUGCAUACCUAAUUGAUCAAAUG